This is a messenger RNA of Agelaius phoeniceus (red-winged blackbird), 888 nucleotides long. RefSeq lists its product as uncharacterized. NCBI's taxonomy places the organism in Eukaryota, Metazoa, Chordata, Aves, Passeriformes, Icteridae. The record is from RefSeq and is a predicted model, not a curated record.
ACAGGCCUGGAGAAAAACCUGACUGCUGCAACACUCAGUGCCAUGGGGGCCCAUUCUACAGAGGUGGAGGAUGCCUUCAUCCCCACCACCCCCAUGGCAGGCUCCAAGGCAGAGAGACUGCAGGCUUCUACCACUGCCAGUCCUGCGGACAUCACAGUUACACAUCCUGAGCAUGACAACAUGAGCUUGUCAGUCAACAGCAGCACUGAAAUCACCUCCCCUACCUUGACUGCCAGCACUCUGGAAGAAAACCAGCCCAGCCAUGAAGCCACAGAGCCUUUCAGCACAACUGAAGAAACGGAUGAUGCCAGCAGUGCAACCCCCACGCCUCCUCUGAACACUGGGCCGGCAACAACUAACAGCUCUCAGUCAGGGCUUUUUGAUGGGCAGACCCUGAGGCCCACAGCAGCAAGGUCUGAAACCAAGGCAGGAACGAGCCCUGUGGGUACCACAGAGGAGAGCACUGUGGAGCCCAGAACUUCCUCUGCUCCCAUCUCCAUUGUACGGAGCACGUCCUUUGCCACUGCUUCCAGUACUGUGACAGUGACGGUGACACCCCUCGUGACCAGCUCCACAUCUGCCAGCACAGCUGCCAUCCCCACCAGCACGCCCACACUGGCACAGUCAUUGGAGCCCAGGCAUGAGAAGACUUCUGUGUUGGAUGUUGGUGAUGAUAAUUCAGAGCUCCCCAGUUUGGCUGGUAAAGCGAGGGCUGACCCCUUGGUGAUCACUGUGAUCUCCGUGUUCAUUGUCAUGGUGGCCAUCCUGGCCCUGGUGGGAUUCCUGCGCUACCGCCAGCACAACAACCGCACCGAGUUCCGGCGCCUGCAGGACCUGCCCAUGGAUGACAUGAUGGAGGACACCCCUCUCUCCCUCUACAGCUACUAG